AUGGCCGAACUUUUAGAAGCACACAUUGUUCAGCGCAUGACCGAGCUCAUGGAAUUGGACGGGAUGGCUGGUACCCACAUCCGGGUCCUAUCUAACUUGCGGUCAUUUUACGUGUCCAAAUAUAUCACGAGAUUCCGAGCGGUGCAUCCACAGAUCCCUCUGCCCAACUGGAUUGUGACGCUGGCUUCCCCUGGGGACCUGAGGCCAUCCGACACCGAGGUCAGGGUGACCAAUAUGCGUGCAGAACUAGACGGUGAGACGAACAGGCCCCCAAGUCCGCAACAAGGCAACGUCAUUUCAAAUGAGCAAGAAGCCAUGGACGAUGACCCACCUCGAAACGAUGACAACCCAUUACUUCCUCAAGCGCCUGAGAUGACGGAUAUCCGACCUCCACAAGAAGAUGUGGUACCCGUUCAAGGCCCUGACACGACCAAGGACGCAAUUCAUCAUGACAAAGAGAUGGAUUUAACUUCCAGUGAUGCAGAAGGCGAGGUUGAUCCUGAGAUCAGCUUUGAUGUGGGCAAUGGCCAUGUUGCUCAAUCUGGAAAAACUAAGGGGGCCACGGAUGGCUCAAAUACUGAGGGGACGAACAUGGAUAAACCGCUUUUCUUGCCAGAAUCAAAUCCACCUUCGGAGGACGACUCUCCACUCUGGGGUUCUAACCCUAAGGUUGGCAAAUCAAACAGGAGCUGUUCACCUUUGUCUUCGCCUCCUUCUGCCUCCCUUUCGGAACCUGAUAACCCUCAGCCUUCGCCACCAGCACCAAAUAAUCCCCCUCUUGGUCUUGGGAACGUGGUCACCCUGGGCCAAAAGCGACCCAUCACCCGCUCUUUGACAGGUGAUGCCACUCGAAAACACCGCCCCCGUUUAGACUCACCAAGUCUGGCCUCUUCUGAUUCCGACGAUUCAUCAUCUGAGUCUGAAGAGGAAGAAUCUCAGGGGGGCAAAUCAGACCUCACACACCCGCCACCGUUGCCCACGUUUGGUCACAUCCGUCAACCUCGCGAUCAAACCCCGGCUGACAGUGAUGAAGUUGACACUGAUGGGCCCAAUUCACCAAAGCCAUUGCCGAAGACCGCAGUUGUCACCACGCCCAACCCCACACCGGCGACCACACCACUUGUGCCAGCCCCAACAAGCAGCAACACGGUCAAUGCUGGCGCUCCAAAUCACAGACCGGCUGGCACAGGAACUACUCUUGGAGGCGGAGGGCCAGAUUUAACUGCUCGCACAAAGUCAACAGGGCCAACUGCCCCCACUAGAGGGAUGACUCCCACGGGGCCCUCUAGGGGGCCUAAUUCCCCUCCCCUGAAUAGUCCAACCACAAACAGCGGUGGGACCCCAGGCACAGCGGCGAAACAUCCGACUCCGGGGACACUGGGCACCGACCCAACCUCCCGCCAGGUACCCUUGCGUGAGCCAUCACCAGACCUGUUUGUCCGGCUGCCUGUGGGGGAUCUCAAAUGCCUUGAAUACUGGGAACAACACAAAGAGAGUAGGGUUGACCCAGUUAAAACGGCCAGAUUCAUCGAGAAAACACAAUGUAUCAUUGGUCUGUUGCCAGGUCUCCUGGGUUACAAAAGUCCGGCAAGGCCGGCAAUUGAGUCUCCUAUGCUGAAAAAUGUAAACCUUGUAAUGGACCGCUGUAAAAGGGACAAUGUACUUCUUGGACACGAUAGGGAUUGCUUCAUCGGAGUCGAAUUUGUGAAUCGCGCGUGCUUAGGCCCUAGGAAAAAACCGGGACAAUCUUCCUCAAUGUCCCUGCGGAGUGCCGCCAGCGUGUCCCCAGAGCCUGAACACCCUCUGUUUCCUAUCAUCAACUCCACGGCUGAUCCGGUGCGUGGGGCGUGGAAAAGGCUGAACGACACCAUCCACGAUAUCAUAAUGCUUCUUGCAUGUCAAAGGGCCAACAUGGUCAUGGAUGACCUCAAGGAUGUUGAUGGGCACUCUGAUGCUGCACUGGCCAAAGUCAUGGAGUUUUUCCAUGACAUCACCACUCGAGGCGCCGACGAUCCGAAACCAUCCCGCUUGAGGGUCCCUGAUGGAUCAGGAGAUCUUAGCUCAACAGGUAUGGGCCAUAUCUACACCAACAUAGCCCUAGCAGUCACCGCCUUGAUCAACCUACACUUCGACAAGAAGAGUCAGGAGAAGCCUGUGAUACUGAAAAAAGAUACCCACGAGAAGAUGAACCGUACAUCUACAAAGGCCAUCCGGAGUCUAUCACACCUACUAGUCUUUGGCCCGGUCUCAAUGUUCUCAUGCCCGACGGAUCGAAAGUAUUCAGCCCAGUGGCAAUCCUGCAUGCUUGUUGAAUGGGGCGCCAUGGUUGUCACGGAACGAGCACAGAAUGCAGCCAACUUUCCAGAGCCCCCCUGGUCAAAUUUUGGAAAUACUCGUCUUCAUAUCAUCAAUGCACUAUCACGUAUGGGAUUUGGGAACAAUGAACCCAUGGAUUGGAAGCAUGUGAUGAAGGUCUUUGAGGAGGACUUUUCCACUAAGAAACUCGCUGAGGUAUUAUGGGAGGACAUUGUUCUGAUGACGGACUAUGAUGUCCAAAAGGGGGCAACGGUUUUCUGGGCGGAUGGCCCACCUUACCAAGUUCAACAAAGCUAG
Puccinia graminis f. sp. tritici CRL 75-36-700-3 is the source of this 2613-nucleotide messenger RNA. RefSeq lists its product as uncharacterized. The transcript has 5 exons. NCBI's taxonomy places the organism in Eukaryota, Fungi, Basidiomycota, Pucciniomycetes, Pucciniales, Pucciniaceae. The record is from RefSeq and is a predicted model, not a curated record. The coding region runs from base 1 to 2613 and encodes 870 amino acids.